CACGUGGGUGCGUUUCUGUAGUAGUGUCGAUAAAAAGUUAUCAGCCGAUUUAUAGGAACUUAUAAAAGCCAGUCGUUGGGCUACACUCAGACCGCUGGACCUGCUCCGUAUUUUGUUAUAUAUAAAUUCUUUAUAGAAAUUAACAAUGUCGUACCCGAAAGAAGUUGGUGGCCACAAACUCGGCAAGCUCAUCAUCGAGGGUAAGACGAAGCAGGUUUUCGACCUCCCGGAGAACCCUGGACUGUGCCUGCUGCUGAACAAGGACCGCAUCACCGCCGGCGAUGGAGUCAAGGCUCACGACCUGGAGGGCAAGGCCGCCAUCUCCAACCAGACCAACGCUAAGGUCUUCGAGAUUCUGCAGGCUACUGGUCUCAGGACAUCGUUCGUGAAGCAGGUGUCGCCCACGGCGUUCCUGUCGAGGAAAUGCGAGAUGAUCCCCAUCGAGUGGGUGACGCGCCGCCUGGCCACCGGCUCGUUCCUGAAGCGCAACCCUGGAGUCCCCGAGGGCUUCCGCUUCUGCCCCCCGAAGCAGGAGACCUUCUUCAAGGAUGACGCCAACCACGACCCUCAGUGGUCUGAGGAGCAGAUCGUUUGCGCCAAGUUCAAGUUCAACGGAUUAGUCAUUGGUCAGGAUGAAGUUGACUACAUGAGGAAGGCCACCAUCCUGGUUUUCGAAAUCUUGGAGAAAGCCUGGGCCCUGCGUGACUGUGCUCUUAUCGACAUGAAGAUUGAGUUCGGUGUUGACACAGAAGGAAACAUUGUGUUGGCUGACGUCAUUGAUUCCGACUCAUGGAGGCUGUGGCCUUCUGGAGACAAGAGACUUAUGGUGGACAAGCAGGUGUACAGAAACCUGUCCACCGUCACCGCAGCUGACUUGGAAACCGUGAAGCGCAACUUCAACUGGGUCAAGGAACAGCUCGACCAUUUGAAGCCGACCAUCCACCACAAAGUUGUCGUCUUCAUGGGUUCCCCAGCUGACCAAGAACACUGCCAGAAGAUCGCCAAAUCUGCUCGUGACUUGGGUCUGGACGUAGACCUGCGUGUCACCUCAGCCCACAAGGCCACCGAGGAGACGCUCCGCAUCAUGCAGCAGUACGAGGACACCCACGGAGCGCUGGUCUUCAUCGCCGUCGCUGGCAGGUCCAACGGCUUGGGUCCCGUCCUGUCUGGCAACACUUCCUACCCGGUCAUCAACUGCCCUCCUCCUUCUGACAAGAUGGUUCAGGACAUCUGGUCGUCCCUCUCAGUGCCCUCUGGUCUAGGCUGUGCCACCGUGAUCUACCCCGACAGCGCCGCCCUGAUGGCAGCUCAGAUCAUCGGACUACAGGACUACCUCGUGUGGGCCCGCCUCAGGGUCAAGCAACUCGAAAUGGCCACUUCCCUAAGACAUGCUGACCAGAAGUUGAGGAAUUUAUCUGUUUAACUUUUUUUAAAUGUUGGUGUACCCUUAAUGUAACCUUCGAUUUUAUGCGUUUAAAGUUUUUAUCACAAAGUUGCAGUAUUUAAUGAGGUAACAAAAAUAUCAUAAUAUAUGAAGCUUAUUAAAUAAGCAUUGUUAUCAUUGGUAUUACAAAUACGUAAAUAUAAUAUUGUAAUCUCAUAUACUGUUGUAAUAUUUUUACAUUCCAAAUAAAUAUUGUACGUAAA
Messenger RNA from Plutella xylostella (diamondback moth), 1647 nucleotides. It is a transcript of the gene Paics, whose product is annotated as PAICS bifunctional enzyme. Lineage: Eukaryota; Metazoa; Arthropoda; Insecta; Lepidoptera; Plutellidae. The record is from RefSeq and is a predicted model, not a curated record. Gene Ontology annotation, biological process: 'de novo' IMP biosynthetic process. Gene Ontology annotation, molecular function: phosphoribosylaminoimidazolesuccinocarboxamide synthase activity. Gene Ontology annotation, cellular component: cytosol.